This is a messenger RNA of Zychaea mexicana, 1409 nucleotides long. Its product is annotated as fork head domain-containing protein. Gene Ontology annotation, biological process: anatomical structure morphogenesis; regulation of transcription by RNA polymerase II; cell differentiation. Bases 100 to 1305 code for a protein of 401 amino acids. Gene Ontology annotation, molecular function: RNA polymerase II cis-regulatory region sequence-specific DNA binding; DNA-binding transcription factor activity, RNA polymerase II-specific. The transcript has 2 exons. Lineage: Eukaryota; Fungi; Mucoromycota; Mucoromycetes; Mucorales; Lichtheimiaceae. The record is from RefSeq and is a predicted model, not a curated record.
GAUAAGCCCACUCACAUUUUUUUUUGACUCGGGGAGUACCACAUAUGCUGCAUACACGUUAUGUUAUUGUCUCCUUUCGUUCUACUUCUUCUUCCUUGAAUGUCAGUUUACCACAACGAUAACAACCCCGUCCCACAACCGCCCACUAUUGCUGACAUGAGUAGCAGCAGUAGCAGCAACUACAGUGUGAGCAGCAACAGCAACUGUAACAGCCCAGAAGCAGAAGUGACAAAAUGCCAACAACACCACCCAUCACUACAACAGCAGCAGCAGCAGCAGCAGCAGCAUCACUACCAGCAACAUCAACAGCAAUCACGUAUGGACGUUUUUCGCUUACCAGUUGCUACUACUGCCACCACAGCCAGCCCACCUACUAGCAUUAGUGCUGCCCAGCUUCAACAACCAGUAGAAUACCCUCCACGCAUUCCAGUUGUCAUGCGACAUCCACACUUGGUUGCUUCCGUGAAACAGUACCGGUCUGAAGCGCAGCGACAACAACUGCAACGACACAUCGUAUCAGAAUCAUUUGUUCCCAUGGCGCCGGAUCUGAUAAAGCCACCGCGACGACGACGGCGCCCUCCCUUUUCGUAUUCGUCAUUGAUUGCGCAAGCGAUAUUGGAGGCAGACCAGGAACGAAUGACACUCCAAGAAAUAUACAAAUGGAUCAUGGAUAAAUAUCCUGCGCUCUACGAUGAAAAUGAUACGGGUUGGCAGAACACAAUUCGUCACAACUUGUCUCUGAACAAGUGCUUCAAAAAGGUCCCGAAAGCUGAGCUGGACGGAACAAACUCCCGCGGGAAGGGAGGCUACUGGACGGUGGAUGCAGUGUAUAUGGAAAAGUUUAAAAACGGUGCAUUUGCGAGAGGCACCUCGUCCACCGUCUUAUCGCGGAGGAAAAGUCCUCGGCAACUACGCAUGAAACCGCCACAGCCGUCAUCGUCAUCACCGUCACCUUCCACUGCUGAAGGGAACACGCCACAGCCAUCGUCAUCGUUACCGCCCCUUUUGCCAGCGCCAGCUCCAUUGACACCCCAGUCUCAGCCGUCAGCAGCAGCAGCAUCAGCAGCAGCAGCAGCAUCAUCGUCUUCAUCGGUGUUGUUGUCACCGUUACCGAGCAUACUAUCAUCUUCGAUGCCAUUUUCCCACCCCGCUUCAUCAAUUACUACUUCCUUAUCACAACCUCCGUUUCCACCACCACAGCAACCAUCAUCAUCAUUAGCAUCCUCAUCACCUAUUAUUAUUACCAAGGCAUCUCAUCCAUCAUCAACACAGCAAAAAAUGCGAAUAUGCGAUUUGCUUAAUUAGGGAGGAAAGGGGACGCACGCUUUCAAUAUCUUCUGGGGGACUUCUGGAGCUGGAGCGAAAAUCAUAAUUUGGCUUUGUCAUUUCCAACACCUUUUUACCCGACC